Rubroshorea leprosula is the source of this 603-nucleotide messenger RNA. The record is from the annotation of a GenBank genome assembly. Lineage: Eukaryota; Viridiplantae; Streptophyta; Magnoliopsida; Malvales; Dipterocarpaceae.
CUAGCUCCUUCACUUAGCCGAGAGCUCUACUCUCCUCUUCCAUUUCUCUUCUUCUAUCUUUUAUCAUAGUAUCAAGAAUGAAGAUCAUGCCAAACGCUUGCCUUGAGAGCUUGAAGAGGUUUUGGAGGAGAAGGGUAUUGGGAAUAGGAGGAGGGUAAAGGUUAUAAGGCUUGGGGGAGGAACUGCUUCUACUGGAGGCUGGAUUUGGGAAAUCAGAGUGAUUUCAAAGCUGCGGUUGAGAAUGUCCUCAUCAUUGUUCACAUUUCUGGCGAGGUUUCAUGAUGCUUAUGUGGACAUGAUGAUUCGUGUGGAGAACAAUUUGGGGAAGGCUAACGGCAGUGGUUUGUUUGGAGGGAAGAAGAUUGCCAAAGGCCAGCAUAUUGCAGUGGUGUCUGGUGGUGAGGAAGUUGAUAGCAGGUUGGUCAUGGAAAUCUACAAGAGAUUAGCUGCUUCCCGUGAGUUUAGAACCGCUUGAGGCAGCUCCUGUCUCUCAAAGACUACUCUGUUAGUGCAGGUGUGAAGAAUUACUCAUUAUUUUCUAAAUUAUUACUAAUUUACUAUGGUCUAGUUUUUAAAAACAGAAACUAAAUUUCAUAGAUUCAA